AUGCAGUACGUGCGCAGUUUGAGUGGCCCGGUUUCCAAGACGUGGAAUUCAAUCAAYCCUGCCACUCUCAGCGGGGCUAUUGAUGUGAUAGUCAUCGAACAUGAGGAUGGAAGCCUGGCCUGUUCGCCCUUCCACGUCAGAUUCGGCAAAUUCUCUCUGCUUCGUCCGUCCGAAAAGAAAGUCGAGUUUAGAGUCAAUGGAGUCAAGCAAGACUAUUCUAUGAAAUUGGGCGACGGAGGGGAGGCUUUUUUCGUCUUCGAAACGACCGACAAUGUACCGGCCGCGCUCCAGACUUCCCCGAUAGUUUCGCCUGCAAGCAGUCCGGCGACGUCAGUCAGUGAAUUGCCUUCUCUCCAAGAUCCUCCUGAUCUGGAUUUGGAUGGUGCCCAAAGCUCGAAGAAUGAGUCGAGAGACCCAAUUGGCAUCCCAAUUCCAAAUGAUCGCUUUGGAAGUCACAAUCUCGGAAAUUUGACGCCCUUGUCACAAUCCCCGAGUAGCACCGCUAUACCGCGAAAUCGUCUCAAUUCUUUCGAUGAACACACCCUUGUGCCGAAGCUGGAUCGCUCCGCUUCAGAUGGCAUCUUACAACAAGACAGAGAGGCGCUAGGGAGCGAACCCUCAAGUCCUGCCAGCUUGCUCCGUGCGGCGGCUCGAGGCACCCAUCAGGAUCACCUUUCAAUUAGCCCUCCGCCCGUAUCGCCUAGUGAGGCUAUUUCGCGCGCGAUAGCCCUGUCGAAGAAAUUGUCAGGUUCCAAUAUCCCUUCGCAAGUUACCGAGACCGGUGACCUCAUGUUGGACAUGACUGGAUACAAGAGUAGUGAGGAGGAUGCGCUUCGUGCGGAGGUCGUUGCUCGUAAAAUCCUUUCUGAAGAACUGGAAGGUAAUUACGACAUCGGCGCUUUGAUCGGCGCCGACGACCAUGGCAACCUCUGGAUCUAUAGCAGCGAGGAAGCUAAAGUGGCCGCCGACCGUCGCGCUACGCUGAGCUCGCUCAAAUCACAUUCUGUUCCGUUCAGUGAUGAUGCAAUCUCAGAUCCAGGGUAUCAUAGUGAUGGAGAAUCAAGUACUCUACAGCCUCCGGUACAGACUCGUCAUCACCGUGCUCAGUCUGAUGUUCAGCCUGGCUUCCCAACUCCACCUCAAACUCCACCACAAGAUGCGAGUGUCGGAGACCCCAAUCGGAACUACGCAAAGACGCUGAGAUUGACCAGUGAUCAACUCAAGGCUCUGAAUCUCAAAUCUGGAGCUAACCCUGUUUCCUUUACCGUCAAUAAGGCUACUUGCCCAGCUACAAUGUACCUUUGGUCUUAUAAGGUCCCUAUUGUUAUAUCUGAUAUUGAUGGCACAAUCACAAAGUCGGACGUUUUGGGCCACGUCUUGAAUAUGAUUGGACGCGACUGGACACAUCAAGGCGUUGCAAAACUUUUUACGGACAUUGUGAGCAACGGAUACAACAUCAUGUAUCUUACAAGUCGCUCUACCGGCCAAGCAGAUUUGACCCGAACAUAUCUCAAGGGUGUCUUGCAAGAAGGAUACAAACUACCACCAGGCCCCGUCAUCAUGAGCCCUGAUAGGACCAUCGCGGCACUGCGACGCGAAGUCUAUUUGCGAAAGCCCGAGGUUUUCAAAAUGGCUUGUCUGCGUGAUAUACUCAAUCUUUUCCCGCCAAAUCAUAACCCCUUCUACGCUGGUUUCGGCAACCGUCUGACAGAUGCCCUGAGCUAUCGAUCCGUCAAUAUUCCUUCGUCACGCAUCUUCACGAUCAACUCUAAUGCUGAGGUCUCUUUGGAUUUGUUGAGUCUCAAUAAGUACAAAAGCAGCUACGUGACAAUGAGAGAGUUGGUCGAUCACUUCUUCCCUCCAAUCAGUCUACUUGUCCAAGGAGGUGGUGAGGAAUUCACCGAUUUCACUUACUGGCGAGAGCAUGCCGACUUGGAUGAUUUCUCAGUCACUGACAGCGAGGCAGAAGAGGAGGAACGGGACAUCGGGAGCGAACGGGGUUAUAGUGAUGACGAUGCCAGUGACCUUGAUGAAGAUGAGCCAGUCGAGGAAAUGGGUGAUAGUUUCAUCUCUCGUGACUCUUUCGAAGAAAAUGAAUUGGCCGGUUCUAUAAUCGAUUCGGUCCUUGGAGAUGAGGAAAUAUCCGACGAGGAAUUAUCUGAAGCCGAUGACGGUCUCCCCGAUGUAGGCGGAGUGUCCUUGCAUGGUCCUCGUCAUUGA
This is a messenger RNA of Talaromyces amestolkiae, 2220 nucleotides long. RefSeq lists its product as uncharacterized. The coding region runs from base 1 to 2220 and encodes 739 amino acids. Gene Ontology annotation, biological process: fatty acid catabolic process; triglyceride biosynthetic process. The record is from RefSeq and is a predicted model, not a curated record. Gene Ontology annotation, molecular function: phosphatidate phosphatase activity. Gene Ontology annotation, cellular component: nucleus. The transcript is spliced from 3 exons. Lineage: Eukaryota; Fungi; Ascomycota; Eurotiomycetes; Eurotiales; Trichocomaceae.